This is a messenger RNA of Plodia interpunctella (Indianmeal moth), 2457 nucleotides long. Its product is annotated as E3 ubiquitin-protein ligase sina-like. Bases 184 to 1635 code for a protein of 483 amino acids. The transcript has 7 exons. Gene Ontology annotation, biological process: multicellular organism development; proteasome-mediated ubiquitin-dependent protein catabolic process. The record is from RefSeq and is a predicted model, not a curated record. Gene Ontology annotation, molecular function: ubiquitin conjugating enzyme binding; ubiquitin protein ligase activity. Lineage: Eukaryota; Metazoa; Arthropoda; Insecta; Lepidoptera; Pyralidae. Gene Ontology annotation, cellular component: cytoplasm.
CAGCUGACAACGAGACGAGAGAGAACGACGCCAUUUUUUAUUUCAUUUGAUAAACGACAGCUGGAUGUGUGCUUCGCUUUUGUCGUUGUAUUUUAAAUAUAGUUUUGUGUAGAUUAUUAUACACAUUAUUUAUGAAUUCAUGCUAAUCAUCUAACUAUAAAAUAAUAACUACUUGGCUUCCUAAUGGCAGGAAACCCACAGACCAAGGCUGAUGCCCUGCCAGAUUUAGACGACUUACUACAGUGUCCAGUGUGUUAUGAGAUCCCCACAGGUCAAAUCUUCCAGUGCAAUGAAGGACAUCAUGUUUGUGGACGAUGCAAAGCGCGUCUUGACAUGUGUCCUGUUUGUCGGGCAUUGUUUUUUGGAACACGGAACUAUGCUAUGGAAGAACUCAUUGCUAAUGUGAGAAAACUACGGGCUUUUAAAUUGGGUGGUAAAAUCACCACAGGCACGGAUAUUACAGAAACACCUGAACCAGAGAAUUCUACUGCUAUAAUUGUUAACAACAGACCUGAAGAGGAAGGAAAUAAUGAUGAUGUUUCAGAAAGUUCUGCGGGCCCACCACAAGCCUGCAAAGGUUUGUUCCGUUGUCUCUGCUGCAAGAAUGGCAAUGGUGAAAGGCUUCCAGCUGCACGUUUGCUCAAUCAUCUGCGGUAUUAUCAUGCACCUGAUCUCCUUGAGGGACAAUCAGAAAAUGGUGAAUAUCUACAACUUUGGCAAUUUUCAACCGCACCGGGAAGGAUUGUGACAGCAGUGCGGGUAUCAGAUAUGGGUAUAUUUUUCCUGAUUAUUGAAAUGACAAGUGAUUCCAUCUCCGCAUGGCUGUCAAUGGCUGCCUCACCAUGGGUUGCUCAUGUUUUCUCUUAUACUGUCACUAUAUCAGGAAAUGAUCGUGAAGCAAUAUUUUCAGACUGUGUGUGGUCAGUGAGAUCUUGUGAAGGGUCUCUUAAAAAACGUGGACACUGUUUGAUGCUGAAUGGGCUAGAUGCGCGCGCGCUGCUGGCGCCAGCGUCCAUCAGCGGCAAGCUGUCGAUCCGCCGCACGCCGGCCGACCAGCUGGCCAACCAGGCGCAGCCGCGCGCCGUGCUGCGGGUCGCCAGUCGCGGGAACGCACAAGAAAAUGGACAUGCCACUGUAUCCCACGACUUAGAGCCCUUUCUUCAAGGUUUGCAAAAUGACGUCGCUAGAUUGUCUCGUGCGUUUGCGACGCUCGGCCGGGAGGCUAACGCUCUAGUCCGUUCUGAAGCUGAAAUAAGGGCAAGAAUCGAAAAUGAUUCGAGGUCUAAUCAAAACCCGUCUUCUGCAGGCAUUGAACGCUCGACCGUAGCCGCAGUUACUGAGCCACAAGUAGCUACUUCUAAUAAUCAAUCUGACGUUCAACGCGUGCAAAUGUCACGUAACGCGCGCAGACGAAUGCGCCAGAGGUUGAGGGCGGCCCUGAACGCGACGCAGCCGCCGGCCGAUGUAGGAACUGAUCAACGCGCUAAUGGACUGGCGACAUCUCAGCGACAGAAUGGUCAUGUAAUGAAUGGUCCUGUCCAUUUUAUAACAGGAUUAGCUAUUGUGGAUAACCAGCCUCCAGUGCCGCCGACGAUCAGCAACCGCACUAACAGGAGACGUCGUCAUCGUAGAUAAAUAAGUUCACAAGUAAUUAGUUGUAAGUAGUGUUGAGGACAUUAUGUUUGACAUUGUUAUUGACUGCUCUUUUAGAGUUAAUUAUCUGGGGUUUCCUACUGGAAUUCAUAUUGUAAAUAUCUUCGUCUUUUGACAACCGCAAUUUUUACAAGUGCUGUGAUAAUAAGUAUGUAAAGCAUGGUGACUACAUGCUGAUAGAAAUGAAACAAUACUUAAUUGAUUACUUAAUUAUCCCCAGAUUUAGUAAUCUUUGUGAUUGCAUAGAUUCAUAAAGUAAUGCAAUUUGUUAUAUUUAACAUUGUUUCAGUUAUGAAAUGCAUUUUAUGUAAUAUUUUUGAUUUAUUAUUGACAUAGGAUAUUAAUUUGACUAAUGUAAUUGAUGAAUGUGCUUGUUUUUAUUAUUCACACAAUCGUGAUUUUUAGUAGAAAUUACCUACUUAAUGAAUACCAAUAUAAUUAUAAAAUAUCCUUGUUAUUGAACUUGACAAAAAUAAAUAUUAAGGAAUCUCCCAACUUAUUUUUAUUUCAGUGGUGAUUUCUAACGCGAUUUAAACUAUUUCCGUGGAUAGCCGUAAUUACAGUCUACAGUUUUACUUUCUUGAAGUAAAAUUAAAAGAGCCUUCUGUCUCCUGUUUAUCAACCAAUUUGACCAAUAAAUUUUUGGUAUUGCAAUGGCAAAACAAUGUAUUUCGCAUGGAAUUAGUAGGUACCCUGCACGAAGUACUUACUAAAUCCAUGGUAUUUCCUCAAAAAUCCAUUUUCUUCACUUUGUUGACAGGCUAGUUUACAGCAUUGAGGUUUACUACAGACCAUAGCCUAAAU